AUGCAAUCGCCAAAGCUAGACCCUCGCAAGCCGCCAGAACAUAUCCUCGAAGUCUUCGCGGACCCCACUUCUGUCAAGGAAAUUGUAAAAGGAAUCCUCCAUACAAUCUUCUUCCACCGCUACUUCCCCUGCAUCCGCCCCACCUCCCUCGACGUCCUCAACCUAACCCUCCCCGCCAUCAACGAUGUCGAGCUCGAGACACUCAUAGACGCGCGAGUCAAUGCGCUGAUACGGCAGCAUCUGUCAUCGUCCGCGAAUGGGCCGAAUGGUGGUGUCAGGGGGCGGAUCGCGGUGCAGUUUUUUGAGAAGAGGAGGCGGAAGGUUGGGGGGAUGGGGGUUGCGGCCGGGGCGAUUGCGGGGAUGAAUGAGGAGGAGGUUUGUUGGGAGGUGUGGACGGUUAAUGUUACGAUUGCGACGCCGCGGACGGAGUCGGACCGCACAAAGGUACGAAAAGCUAUGGAGAAAAUGCUACAAAAGGCCGUGUUUAAGAUCCUCGCGGUCGUCAAUAAGGAAAAAGACCAUAUUCCGCCAAUUACCACGAGCGAUGCGAAUCCGUUCCCGUACCAGAUUGUCCUGAAUCCUAAGUUGGAUAGCUGGGGGAACAAAUUUGGGCUUUACUGA
Messenger RNA from Paracoccidioides brasiliensis Pb18, 621 nucleotides. RefSeq lists its product as uncharacterized. Bases 1 to 621 code for a protein of 206 amino acids. The transcript has 4 exons. Gene Ontology annotation, cellular component: phagophore assembly site. Gene Ontology annotation, biological process: autophagy; autophagosome assembly. The record is from RefSeq and is a predicted model, not a curated record.